AUGUUUCGUUCUCACUUUCUUUCUCACUUUCCCCGCUUUCUUCCCAUCGCUCACUUUCUUUGUCUGUCUCUCUCUUGUUCUCUCUCUCUCUCCCUUUCUUUCUUUCCCUCUCUCUCUCUUUCUUUGCCUAUCUCUCUCUCUCUCUUGCUCUCUCUCUCUCUUUCUUGCUUGCUUGUUCUUUCUUUCUUGCCCUCUUUCAAAACGUCUAUCUAUCUAUCUAUCUAUCUGUGCCAAUCUCAUUUAAUGUAUAUAUGCAUGUCCGUAUGCAUCUAUCUAUGUAUCUAUCUGUGUCAUUCAAUCUGUCUCAUUAUAUCUAUCAUUUUAUUUAUCUAUAUCUGUGUCAAUAACAUUCAUUCAAUCUAUCUAUCUAUCUAUGAGAAAGAAUAUGCGGACCUGUUCGUCUACUCUUUGUUAUGUGUGCGUGUGUGUUUUUAUUAUCUUUCUUCUGUUUUUAUCUAUCUAUCUAUCUAUCUAUCUAAUUUUGUUCAUGAUCUCUAUCUAUCUAAUUUUGUUCAUGAUCUCUAUCUAUCUAAUUUUGUUCAUGAUCUCUAUCUAUCUAAUUUUGUUCAUGAUAUCUAUCUAUCUAUCUAUCUAUCUAUCUAUCUAAUUUUGUUCAUGAUCUCUAUCUAUCUAUCUAAUUUUGUUCAUGAUCUCUAUCUAUCUAUCUAUCUAUCUAAUUUUGUUCAUGAUCUAUCUAUCUAUCUAUCUAAUUUUGUUCAUGAUCUAUCUAUCUAUCUAUCUUUGUUCAUGAUCUAUCUAUCUAUCUAUCUUUGUUCAUGA
Messenger RNA from Acanthosepion pharaonis, 780 nucleotides. The record is from the annotation of a GenBank genome assembly. NCBI's taxonomy places the organism in Eukaryota, Metazoa, Mollusca, Cephalopoda, Sepiida, Sepiidae.